GUCGGCUGUCAGUGUAUUGGACGUGUGCACUGUGCAGGCGAUAGCGCAAGCUUAGCUAUACAGCCAAUUCAAAAUGAGGACCUUCCUACUGCUACUCUGUACGAUAUCUGCGGCGUUCGGCUACCGAAUACUGGCCAUCCAGAAUGGUCCCUCGAGGAGUCACUACAACUUGAUGACUGGGAUGGUGAAGCCGCUACUGGAGGCGGGACAUGAGGUGACUCUGAUGGCGAUAUUUCCCGAGAAGAAGCCGGUGAAGAAUCUACGAAUCAUUGACAUGAGCGUGUUGCAAAACGUUGUUGAUGACACAAACGACAUAAACAACAACGAUGUGUCCAUGGUUCAAUUGAAGGAAAUGUUGUCGAACGUAUCGACGACGAUCCUGAACAAUCCGGAGGUGCAGCACGCCCUCACCAAGGAGAGCUACGACGCCGUUAUCACGGAGUGGUUGUUCAGCGAUAUCGAAGCUGGUUACGCAGCCGUGCUCCAAGUCCCCUGGAUAGUGCUGCACGGCGAGAUGUCUCCCCACAUGGAGAACCUGGUGGACACGGUGCGCCACAUCCCCACCAUCCCCACCAUGUUCAACAGCGCCCCCAUCCCCAUGAACCUGCCGCAGCGGAUGAUGAACACCGCGUGGUAUCUGCUGAUGAGCUUCGGGUUUCUAAAAGACUUCCCAGCAGACGAAGCGGAAUACCACGCGAAGUUCGGUCGCUUCGCCGAAGCCCGCGGGCACAAGCUGCCGCCCUACUGGGACGCGAUUCGCAACGUAUCCAUCCUCUUCCUCAACUCACAUCCGUCCUUCACGCCUGCCAUCAGCCUGCCGCCUAAUGCUGUCGAGAUCGGCGGGUACCAUAUUGAUGAUAAUGUUCCACCGUUGCCAAAGGACUUACAAACACUACUGGAUUCCUCCAAAAACGGAGUGAUCUACUUCAGCAUGGGCUCUGUCCUCAAAGCCAUGAGAUUCCCUGAGAAAGUGAAGCAGGACCUUGUCAAGAUGUUUGCGGAGCUUCCCUACACCGUGCUGUGGAAGUUCGAGGCAGAGAUCAAGGAUCCGCCCAAGAACCUCCACGUCAAACCCUGGAUGCCGCAGACGAGUAUUUUAACUCAUCCGAACGUGAAGGUGUUCAUAACACACGGCGGCGCGCUCAGCAUCAUCGAGUCUCUCCACUUCGGUAAGCCGAUCCUGGCUGUACCAGUGUUUGGGGACCAGCCCGGUAACUCGGAGCAGGCGGUGCACGCCGGCAGAGCCCUCGUGGUACCCUACUCGCCGGAUAUGGUACCAGAGUUAAGAGUGGCCUUGAACGAGAUGCUUACUAAUGAUAGUUACUACAAGCGAGCGCAGUACCUGUCGAGUCUGUACCACAAGCGGCCGGUGCCGCCGAAAAAGCUGUUGACCAGCUAUGUGGAACUCGCCAUUGAGAGCAAAGGUGCCCACCACCUGCGCUCCAAGACGCUACUGUACAAGUGGUACGAGAUCUGGAUGCUGGACCAGGCGGCCGUACUGCUGGCGGUGCUGUACAUCCUCUAUAGAGUCAUCAAGAAGAUAGUGUGUCUGAUAAAAGGAAUGUUCUCGAGAACGAAAAAAGUUAAGAAGCAAUGAUAUUCCGCUAAGGGAAUAUGUAACUUGUAAAUAAAUAUUUCAUACGAAA
Messenger RNA from Aricia agestis (brown argus), 1646 nucleotides. RefSeq names its product UDP-glucosyltransferase 2-like. Gene Ontology annotation, molecular function: UDP-glycosyltransferase activity. The record is from RefSeq and is a predicted model, not a curated record. The coding region runs from base 74 to 1597 and encodes 507 amino acids. NCBI's taxonomy places the organism in Eukaryota, Metazoa, Arthropoda, Insecta, Lepidoptera, Lycaenidae. The transcript is spliced from 10 exons.